AUGUCUUUGUCAACCGACAAAGAACACCUCAUUCGACAAGUCGGAGAUGCCUAUGACGCGUUCAUGAUGAAGAUCAGGAAGAGUCAAGUCACUCGCUCAGACAAGCCUCUAUUGGGAUUGGUCAUAGACGGUCACGUCAAAGCUGGCGCACGGAGGCGUUGUGGCGUUCCAUCGGUUUCUGCUACCUUGUGCCAGCCCUUGCAGGCAUGGUCCUUGACCACUUGCCCUCGCACACCAGCCUACAAGCACAAGUUUUGCCCCUGGCAUGUUCGCUGUCUGGCAGCUUUUGAUGCAGAACCAACAGCUGUUCACUCUGUGUCCCGAGCUGCUUCCUUGGCUCAGAGCGGCGAUGAUCUCUUGCGUGUGAUCCUGUCUCAACGUGGCGCGCGUGCAGAGAAAGAGCUCAGUAAACUCACACGCGCCGAGAACAUGCUGGUUCGAGGGUAUUUGACUGCUUGUCACCGAGUCAAAACCCUACAGCAGGUGGAGCCUGUGAUUCACGACGGAACCACACUGCAAGAGCUUUUGGAUUUGCAAUGCCAAACUCACAAGCAAGGGGAUACGGGUAAGCAUUGGAAUGCACUGGCCGAAUCCCUCGCCUACCCGCAAAUGAAAUACAUCGUGGACAAGUUUCACAGCAGGGGCCAUGUCGAUGCUUGGUGUGUAGCCAAUUGCGGGCCUAACGUGCCUGAAAACAGCGAGGUUGUCACUGAGAUAAACACAUCCAUCUGCGAGAUCACGUUUGCGUGGCUGGCUCGAUUCAAGCGCAUGACGCGCAAGAUGAAUCAAUUCUCCUUCUGGUUCUUCGACCAGGAAGUCGUGUACGAAAGGAACGUGACCUUACUCAGUAAGCAUGGCGGAACUUGGCCGAUGGAUGUCAAUCCUCCUGCUGCCGAUGGGGCCUCUACUUCGGAAUCUGAGUCUUGCGCUGAGGCGUCGUCCUGCGGCUCCUGUUCAGACAGUGCCUGCGGACCGGCUGCCAAUUGCGCGACCGCUGUUGCUCACUUGCUUCUGGGAUGA
This is a messenger RNA of Durusdinium trenchii, 1020 nucleotides long. Lineage: Eukaryota; Dinophyceae; Suessiales; Symbiodiniaceae. The record is from the annotation of a GenBank genome assembly.